Saprolegnia diclina VS20 is the source of this 3997-nucleotide messenger RNA. RefSeq lists its product as hypothetical. The transcript has a single exon. Bases 55 to 3942 code for a protein of 1295 amino acids. Lineage: Eukaryota; Oomycota; Saprolegniomycetes; Saprolegniales; Saprolegniaceae. The record is from RefSeq and is a predicted model, not a curated record. Gene Ontology annotation, molecular function: ATP hydrolysis activity; ABC-type transporter activity; ATP binding. Gene Ontology annotation, cellular component: membrane. Gene Ontology annotation, biological process: transmembrane transport.
ACCGAGCAACGCCGCCAAGAUCUCACUUUGCCUUUUCUCCCCUGGGUCCAAAACAUGCCGCGCUCUCUGGACGGGCCCACUGUCCCCGUAGCAUCGGCGUCCCUCGCGUCGCGUGCGCUCUUUACUUGGGUCCUUCCGCUGCUUCGGCUCGGUCACACGCGGCAGCUUGACCAAAGUGACAUGUGGCCGCUCGAAGCCUCCAAUGCUUGUGCCGGUGUCAUCCCGUCGUUUACACCGACGUACGCCGCGACCGCGUCUCUUCUUCGCACGUUUAUUCGCCUCCAUGGCCGGCGCUUUGCGCUCAUCGGUCUCGCGCAGCUUUUGCUCGUGCCAUGCACCCUCUACGGGCCCUAUGUGCUGCACCAAGUGCUCUCGACGCUCGAGUCGCCCGCGGAUGGAUCGUCGUCUUCGUUUCUAUGGACAACGCUUGGUAGCCUCUUUCUCGUUCAAGUCACCGCGGCGCUGCUCUCGGCUCACACCGACUACCUCGACAAAGUCCUCGUCGUGCGCCUCACGGCCGGCUUGCAGCACCUGCUCUUUGAAAAGACGUUGCGCCUCGACGCGACGUCCCGGAAGCGCAUGUCAACCGGCGACCUCACCAACUACUUUACGUCCGACAUCAGUGCCAUUUUGCGCGUGACGUUCUACGUCCACUACCUCUGGCUCAUGCCGCUGCAGAUCGUCGUCACGCUCGUCUUGCUCUACAAAAUCAUCUCGUGGGCGACCUUUGUCGGUGUGGCCAUUCUCGUCCUCGGCGCGCCUAUCACAAACGUCCUCGUCAAGCUCCGGUACCGUGCGAUGGACACGCUCAUGGCGCAAAAGGACGCUCGCAUGCGGUUUGUACAUGAAGUCGUGAGUGCCAUCCAGAUUCUUAAGCUACAAGCCGCCGAAGACGCCGUCUUGACCAAGCUCCUCGCGCUGCGGGCCAAAGAAGUGCAGUCGCUCCGACGCCUCUUUGCAUUGGCGAGCGCAACCAUCUCAAUGGCGUACAUCAUCCCUGCGACGGUCACGGUCGCGUCACUCGCCACAUACACGCUGCUGCUGCGUGAAGACGUGACGAUCGCCAAGGUCUUUGGUGCCCUCGCGCUCUUCAACUCGCUCUCAACGCCGCUCAACAACUUUCCGCACACCUUGACGUCGGCACUCACGGGGCUUGUCUCGGUGCGUCGCCUCGAUGCUUUUCUGGCGCUGCCCGAGCGACCGAUAGACCGUGUCCAGACGCCGUCGACGCUGCCUUCCGACCAGCUCGCGCCGCUGGCUGCCGACAAGGUUGCAAUCGCGAUCGAAGACGGUGCGUUUGGAUGGGACCCCGAAAACCCCAUUUUUGCCGACUUUAAUCUGCGCAUCCACCAAGGCGAGCUUGUCGUCGUCCACGGCCUUGUCGGCGAAGGCAAGUCGUCGCUCUGCUCGAUCCUCCUCGGCGAGCUCGACAAGCUGCGCGGGUCGGUCUUUGUCGGUGGCCGCGUCUCGUACUUUUCGCAGCAGGCGUGGAUUCAAAACAUGACGAUCCGCGAAAACAUCCUCUUUGGCAAGCCGUACGACCGCAAAAAGUACGCUGCUGUCAUUGACGCCUGCGCGUUGACAAAAGAUCUCGCCGCUUUCCCCGCCGGCGACCGCACCGAGAUUGGCCAGAAGGGCGUCAACCUCAGCGGCGGCCAGAAGGCGCGCAUUGCGCUCGCCCGCGCGUGCUACAACGACGGCGACGUGUUCAUUUUGGACUCGCCCUUGUCCGCGGUGGACGCGAUCGUCUCGAACGAGAUUUUCACCAAGUGCUUUCUCGGCCUCUUGUCCAAGAAGACGGUGCUGCUCGUGACGCACAACCCCGAGAUCAUUGCGUCCAAGCACAUCGACCGUACGAUUGAGAUCAGCAACGGCAUCUGCAAGCAAACUGUCAACACGGCCAAAGAAACCUUCGACUUGGCCCUUUCACCGCUCGCCGCGCACCCGAUCAUGUCGUACACCAACGAUGACGACGACGACAAUGACGUGAUGGAUGACGUGACCACGAUCUCGAAUGUCGCGCCGCACUUGCUCUCGCCGUCGCUGCGGUCGCCGUAUGUGCCCGGUGGCUUUCACGAGAUGGUGUACACGCCCCGGCAGAACGCCGACGGCACCUUUGAAGAGCCGCUCGUCCACGGCAAACUCGUCGACGAAGAGUUUCGCUCCGAAGGCCGCGUCUCAUCCAACGUCUUUGGCGCGUACUUUCGCGCGGCCGGUGGGUGGCCGGUCGUCGUGCUUCUGCUCUGCGUCCAGUCGACAUGGCAGGGCCUCGCGGUCUGCGGUGACCUCUGGCUCAGCAAGUGGUCGGCGUCGUCGGCCGUCGAGUCGCCCGACGUCUUCCAGGCCAACGCCGCGUGGAACGUCGGUGUGUACGCGUGCUUUUCGCUCGGGAGCGCGUCGAUCGUCAUGGUGCGCAUCCUCAGCGUCGGCUUUGCGGGUCGGAAGGCGUCCCGCGCGCUCUUUGACCAAAUGACGUCGGCGCUCCUCGCCGCCCCGAUGAAGUUCUUCGACACGAAUCCAACCGGCCGCAUUUUGAACCGGUUCGCGGGCGACUUUAACGCACUCGACGUCGGCGUGCCCUUCUCGUUCAUGUUUGUACUCGCUACGUUCUUCAUCGUGCUCUUUGCGAUGGGCACGACGAUCGUGGUCGUCCGGUCGCUGAGUUUUUUCAUUUUGCCGCUGUUUUACGUCUACUACCGCGUCGGGAGCUUUUACCUCCAACCGGCCCGCGAGAUUGAGCGCCUCGGGAAGGUCACGUACUCGCCCAUGAUCAACUUGAUCUCGGAAGCGAUCGACGGCGCGGUCGUCAUCCGCGCGUUUGGCGCCAAACAAGAGCGCCGCUUCCAGCGUCUUCACCACCGCAAUGUCAACCGGUACAACGAGUCGGUGUACGCCAAGCAGAUCGUCGAGCUCUGGUUCAUGCUCCAGAACCAGCUCCUCUCGGCCAGCAUGAUCCUCGUCAUCUCGCUCUCGCUUGUCUACGCGCGCGUGUACUUGACGCCCGGUCUUGUCGGCCUCGUCUUCAACUAUGCGCUCAACGUGCCGCUCAACCUCCAGUACCUCAUCCAAGACGCGUCCGAGAUUGAAAAGAACAUGGUGUCCCCCGAGCGCAUCAUCGAGUACACGCAGAUCCCACCGGAGGCGCCGCGCGUGAUUCCUGGCGCCGUCUCGACGCAGUCGUGGCCGUCGCAGGGCGCGAUUACGUUCAACAACGUCAGCUUCCGCUACAAGGAGAACGACCCGCUCGUGUUCAAGGACGUUUGCGUCGCGCUUCGGGGCCGGGAAAAGGUCGGCAUCGUCGGUCGCACGGGGGCUGGCAAGUCGAGCUUGACCAUGGCGCUCUUCCGCAUCAACGAGCUCGCGGCCGGGUCCAUCUCGAUCGACGGUGUCAACUGCGCAUCGGUCGGGCUCAAGACGCUCCGCGAAAGCAUUGCGAUCAUUCCGCAAAACCCGGUCCUCUUCAAGGGCACGCUCCGCCAAUAUCUCGACCCGUUUGACCAGUUUCAAGACGACGACCUCUGGAAUGUGCUGCGCAAGGUCAACUUGGUCGAACGCACCGAGAAGGACGGCUUGAGCAGCGACGUCGAGGAGAACGGCGAGAACUUUAGCGUCGGCGAGCGCCAAAUGCUGUGCAUGGCGCGUGCGCUCCUCUUGCGCGCCAAGGUCGUCGUCAUGGACGAAGCGACGGCGGCCAUGGACCACGCGACGGACCAGAAGCUGCAGCACGUGAUUCGCACCGAGUUUGCCGACUCGACGGUCCUCACGAUCGCCCACCGUCUCGACACGGUUUUGGACUGCGACCGGAUCCUCGUGUUUGACCACGGCCGCCUCGUCCAGUGCGACAGCCCAAGCACCCUCAUUGCCCAAGGCGACGGCAUCUUCUUUGAGCUCUGCAGUGAAGGCGGCUACCUCGACAAGGUCCACCAACAUGCAACGGCAUAGAGCAGAUAAUUUGUCGACUGUUCAUCUCAAACCGAAUCCCACGUCUUUCUUUGCA